Messenger RNA from Osmerus eperlanus (European smelt), 5514 nucleotides. RefSeq names its product FHF complex subunit HOOK interacting protein 1B (gene fhip1b). Gene Ontology annotation, biological process: lysosome organization; endosome organization; endosome to lysosome transport. The record is from RefSeq and is a predicted model, not a curated record. Gene Ontology annotation, cellular component: FHF complex. The transcript is spliced from 12 exons. The coding region runs from base 982 to 4440 and encodes 1152 amino acids. Lineage: Eukaryota; Metazoa; Chordata; Actinopteri; Osmeriformes; Osmeridae.
GUCCUCUGUCCGGGAUCUUGCGUGUGGGUGUGUGUGACAGAGGAAUUCCAGUAAGAUGGCUGCGAAAAGGAGAGAGUGUUUGUGAAAUCAGAUUUUGAAUUUUAAAUUUAGGUCUAAAGGAAUAUUCUAUGUGACAAGCCAAAGGACAAGUAGUCAAUUUAGUAGUCAACAAGAACCUAUUUUCUCGCUGCCUUCCCUCGCGCUACUGCUGAUCUGCUGACAGCGGAGUUCACUGGACCUCUAUCGUUUGCAAGGUGGCACUGCUAGCAAGGAAGCUAGGCUAACCAGCUAACGAAAUCACUGCUUCUCAGCAACAGGGGAUAGCUACUUAUUUUCAAAUCUAUCAACCAGGUAGGAGUUGACGUCCAGAGAAAAGGCCCGUCGGGGUUAAGCUGCUCCCUGAGCCAGAGAACGCUCUGAGCAGCUGGGGACAUGCCCCGCAGCUUGGCGUCUGUGUGGACCACAGCCAACAUGGAGGCUUAGCCGCCAACCUGGGCCUGUGUUCAGAGCAGUGGGUUCCCCUGCGUGGGUAUGGAGUGGUGCCGUCUGCAGACUGGAUGACAGGCUCUUCAGGGCGAGCUGACAGGAGCUCCUCGUGGACAUCGCCUGUCCUGUAACCCCGCCCCCGUCGGUCCCCUCGUGACGCUGACUCUGGAAGACGGCUCCUCCUCCCUUGCCUCUGUACUGCCCAGCCCAACUCAGCACUAUCUUCCCCUCCUACCUUUUUCUUUUCACCGACUGCUCCCCCCCCAGCCCUCUUAUCUGGACUCUCUCUUGGUUGCUACCCCCCUCCCUCCCUCCCCUCCCCUCUCUUCCCUCUGCUCUCCUUCCUUUCCCUCCCCUCUUUUUCUCAUCCUCCUUUUUCUCUCUCCUCCCUUCUCUCUGAACCCACCUGUCUGUGAACCUUCCCAUCUUCCUCCUCAUCCUCUCUCAUGAUUUGAUCUGAAACCCAUCUCUGACCUUCCGCAUCGGCCAAUCAGAAUGAGCUGGCUGAGUCGCAUGACCCCCCGGGUCACUGGUAGCCGGUCCAGGACCACACCCCCUUCCGGCCCCUGCACCGCCGACCCCGAGACCUGCCUCAUGGUGUUUGAGAACCACUGGAGACAGUUGUCAUGGGUACUGGAGCAACGUGACCCGUCCGGCUCCAGCGACGACCUCACCACCGUCCGUAACCACACCGACCAGAUGCUGUGCCUGCUGGCCGAGGAGCGCCCGGGCGAGACGGAGGGCGUGGCCCCCGUCGGCACCCACGCGCCCGCCCUCUCGCCCGCCCCGGGCCCCAUCCUGCGGCUGGUGGCGAGGGAGAGCAUCCUGGAGCGCCUGGUGACGUGGCACCUGCGUCGCGGCCUGGACCCCGACAGCCAGGGGGCGCUGCUCAAGCUGUUUGAGAUGCUUAUCGGCCAGUCCCAGCAGCCGCUCCUCACGCACGCAGCCGUCCUCCAGCCCCUACUGGGGCUCCUGGGGGCCUGCUCAGACCCCCAGCAGGGCUGCCCCGCCGCCCUGGAGAACAGCCUGGUGCUGCUGCUCAACCAGGUGUGCGUGAGCAUGGCCCGGCUGCCCGCCGUGCUAGAGCUGCUGUUCAGGGCCUCGGCUGCCCAGCAGGGCCCCACCAACCUGCUGAUCUUCUCCCUCCUGGUGCCCUUCAUCCACCGGGACGGAGCCAUUGGACAGCAGGCCCGCGACGCGCUGCUGCUCGUCAUGGCGACCUCGGCCAGCAACCAGUCGGUGGCGCGCUACAUCGCCGAGAACUCCUACUUCUGCCCGGUGCUGGCCACGGGCCUCAGUGCCCUGUACUCGUCCCUCCCCAGGAAGAUGGAGGUGCGUGGUGAUGACUGGCACGCCCUGAGGAGGGAGGACUGGAUGGGCGUGUCGUCGCUGGUGCUCUUCAUGAACUCCCUGGAGUUCUGCAACGCCGUCAUCCAGGUGGCCCACCCGCUAGUCCGCAGCCAGCUGGUCGACUACGUCCACAACGGCUUCCUAGUUCCUGUCAUGGGCCCCGCCCUCCACAAGUCGUCGGUGGAUGAGAUGAUCGCCUCCACGGCGUACCUUGACCUGUUCCUGCGCAGCGUGACAGAGACUGCCCUCCUCAAAACCUUCCUGCGCUUCAUCCUCCUGCAUCGCCACGACAACGACACCAUCCUGGACACGCUGCUCACACGCAUCGGCAGCAACUCCAGGCUCUGCAUGGUGUCUCUCAGCCUGUUCAAGACUCUGCUCUCCCUCAACUGCGAAGACUUCAUGCUGCAGCUUGUUCUCAGGUAUCUGCUGCCCUGCACCCACGUCAUGUUGAGUCAGAGGCGAGCCGUCAGGGAGACAGAUUUAUACGGCAAGUCGGCAGACAAGUUCCUCUCCCUCAUCCCCGAGUGCUGCCGUCUGGGAACACUGCCCCCUGCUGACCGUGAGGAGGAGCCUGCCUUCUGGGGGAAAGUCCUGGGCAGCCCAGCCUCCGAGCCCCCCCCCCAGCCCAGACCCAGCACUCCGUCCCGUCUGGCCCUCUUCAUGCGCCAGCAGAGCUCCGGAGGGGCCCCCUCCUCCCCCUCCCCGGAGCCCGUCCCCUCCUCCCCCCGAGGGGGCCCCCCGGGCACCCCCCUAUCCCCCGACAGCCCCCUGCACCAGGGCGGGGUCCCUGAGUGUCUGGACUGGGAGCAGGGCUACCUGGACUACCUCAGGGACGCUCGGAGCCACAUCGAGCUCUGCUCCUGGGCCUGCCGCGCCUGGUCGGCCCCCUACGACGGCGAGCACCCCUCCCCCGCCUCCGUCCCGUCCGUCCCACCCCCGCCCACCUCCAACCCCGCCCUGCCCGUGUUCCCCGAGCACUUCUCCUUCCAGCAGGGGGGCGGGGGGGCGCGGUCUCCCGCGGCGGAGCGCAGGGCGGCGGUGGUGGCGGCGGCCAGGUCGGAGUGGGGCAGCUCGGAGAGGGACAGCGGCGAGUGGGACGUGACCAUCGGGAAGAACAACUGCAUCAGCCUCACGCCGCGCUCCAAGAAACGCUCCCUGCAGAGGGAGGAGCUACCCAGGCCCCUCCUACUCCCGCCCGCCUCGACCACGCCCUCCUCCGCCUCUGUCCCGCCCACGGCUGCUCCUCUCCCCCCCACCGCCAGCGUCGCUCGCCCGGCCGUGUACAACGGCACGGCGGCGCAGGGGGACGGGCGCGGCGACGGCCAGGAUGGAGGGAUGGAGGUGAAGAAGGUGAAGAGAGACUCGGACAGCCGUCUCUCCUCUGGGGACUCGGGUCAGAACGGGGCGGUCGGCCUGGCCCGGCCGCGCGGCUCGUCUGCGUCUGGGAGCGACAGGUCCAUACCCGACCCUCAGAAGCAGCCCCUGACCUCCCACACGGCCCCCACGCCCCAGCCCUCAGCCCCCACUCCCCAGCCCUCAGCCCCGGACGCCUUCUCCACCGACAGCCCCGCCGCACCCUUCCCUCCGUCAAGUCUUCCAGAGCUAGGCCUCAGCAACCAGGGGCUGGAGUCUGUGGAGAGCCUGAUCGAGGAGCUCCUGGAGCAGGCACCCGACGACCCGCGGCCCCUUGGGGACUCCAACGGCCAGGGCAUCAGCAUCGAGGCCUUCACCCAGGAGCUGAGCGAGCUGGAGGACAGGGUGAGGGAGAGGAGGGGGGCCGGACUGGAGGAGAGCCCCAGGGACCCCAUCUCAGCCCUGGGUAGACCGGACGAGGAGCCCCCACCCCCCUCGCCACUGGAUGGAGACUUGAGCGGGGCCGAGGCCAGGGCUGAGAGAUCGGCGGUGGGGGUGUUCAGCCCUGCCAGGCCCCUGGGACAGGCGGCCUCCCAGCCCUACACAGGUCCGUUCAUGGGGGUUCUGUUUGCCAAGCUGGAGAACAUGCUGCAGAACUCUCUGUACGUGAACAUCCUGCUGACAGGGAUCCUCUCCCAGCUGGCCUGCUACCCCCAGCCCCUGCUCCGAUCCUUUCUGCUCAACACCAACAUGGUCUUCCAGCCCAGCGUCAAGUCCCUCAUACAGGUCCUGGGGUCGGUGAAGAACCGCAUCGAGGCGUUCGCUGCGUCCCAUGACGACUUUCCCUCCAUGCUGAGAAAGGCCCAGCGCUACCUGGCCGCCCGGGGGAAGCUGGACUGGGCCGACUCCCCCGCCGGCGUGCCCCCCCUCAGACGCUCCGACUCCCUGGUGAAGAGCCGCAAGCCGUCGCUAGGCGACCUCAUCCUCCGCCACACCAACAGCCCCACGCGAGCGCGCCACGCCGCACAACUGGCCCUGGCUCACGUGCGCGACGGCGGCCAAUCGCUGCACAGCGCCCUGUUCCGGGGCGGGGCCACGGGGCUGGAGAAGCAGGCGGAGGCUCUGCGGGUGAAGAACGCCGUGUACUGCGCCGUCAUCUUCUCCGAGUUCCUGAAGGAGCUGGCGGCGCUGGCCCUGGAGCACGCUGUCACCGUGCCCUUUCCCCGCUGCCAGGAGGCCGAGGAGUAGACUGGAGGACUCACCGCCUCCCUCCACCAGGGGGCGCCCUGGGACACGCAGUGAGACGUCGGUUUGUUGAAGACAAACAAGGAAACUUCUUGUUUAGAGAGGAAAGGGACUGAGGUUUUUUUUUUUUUUUAUAACGAAAAAUAUAUCUGCUUUACUGUAAGGAGAGCAGAGACUCCUCUGUUGAUAUAAUACUGUGCAUUACCUGUAUAAAAUAUUUAUGUGUAUGAACAUACACACCUUGAAUCUCAGUAGGUGCUCCAGGUGUGGGCAUAAUGCAUAUACAUACCAUAGAGUGGUGGCCAGCAAAGGCCACAGUAAGAAAAGCAAGUCCAGUAGAUUCACAUAGGUGCUAGUCAGCACUCCUGUCCCUAGUCAUCUCUACUGUAUGAGAUGUUUCCAUUCAGGCUCUGUAGGGGAAAUGGUUCGGAAAUUUCCGUCCUUUAUCAUUUGCAAAGAAAUCGGACAAAGAAGACCAAAAAAAUUAAUAUUUUUUUGUGUAGAGCAUAUAAAAACUAAAUGAGGUACAUUUUUGGAAGAAAAUGUUUGCUGAAACUUUUUGGGGCUGAACGAGAGCACUGAAAUGUAGUCCUUAACUCUUCCCACAACCGGCCAAUCAGCUCUGACCGUGUCUUCAGAACACGCCCAUCCUGGUGUCACCACCUCAGCUGAGAGGCCGAUUGGUUGAGUGGGAACAACAGGAAGAAGAACCAGCCAAUGAACAAUGAACUCUGGGCCUCUCAACGAUUCGUUUUUGUUAUAAUUGGUUUGGGAAUGCAUCACCUCACCUCUGGGAAACUGACAUGGGCGACAGGUGAACCUGGAAAAAGGGAAAACUAGCAGAAGGGAGAGAGGCCCUUGUCCCCUUUAUAAGAUUACACAGCACUACUGGAGCACACUUUCGGGGAAGUUUAUUAUGAUUCAUACAACCGUUCUCCAUGUCAUUUUAGGUGUUGGUUUACUUUUAAUUAUUAUUUUUUUUUAUCCUUUUUUAAAAUAUGUACAUCAAAAAAAUAUUCAACAUAUCAAUUGCCAUGUGGGAGCAGUGUUUCUCAAUUUGUGUGUGUGUGUGUGUGU